CGCCACGUCCCCUCGAAUGUUCGAUAUCGACGCAACACCACACUACUCUUCUCGUCUCGUCUCCCUCCCCCUCCCCACCUCGCCCGCUCGUUUCCACCACUCCGCUCUCUCCCCUCCUUAUCCCCGUCCUCACCUCACCAUUUCACCAACCACCUCGCGUACUCCGGCCAACACCACGGCGACCAUGAUGGCCGCGCCGCUCGCCGCCGUCCACGCCAUCAUCACCUGCUCCGCCUCCAACAAGAACAGCCCCCCCAGCGCCAGGCAGCAGCAGCAGACGACGACGACGACGGCGACGCGUGGCUCGCCUGCUGCCCUGCCGUCGUUGCUGAGGACGACGGCGGCGGCGGCGGCGACGGCGGCGCUGGCGCUGGCGCCGCCGGACGCGCUGGCCGCGGGCGGCGAGUUCGGGAUCCUCGAGGGCCGGAGCGUCGCGCUGCUGCACCCGCUCGUCAUGGGCGGCCUCUUCGCCUACACGCUCUGGGCGGGCUACCUCGGGUGGCAGUGGCGCAGGGUGCGCACCAUCCAGGACGAGAUCAACGAGCUCAAGAAGCAGCUCAAGCCCGCCGCCGCCGCCGCCACGCCCGCCGCCGUCGCCGCCGGUGACUCCUCCUCCUCCUCCUCCUCACCUCCCCCUUCCGCACCCAAGUCGCCUGUCGAAAUCAAGAUCGACGAACUCACCGAGGAGAGGAAGAAGCUGAUCAAGGGAUCGUUCCGGGACCGGCAUUUCAACGCCGGCUCCAUCCUGCUCGGGCUGGGGGUCACCGAGUCCGUCGGCGGCGCGCUCAACACGUGGUUCCGCACCGGCAAGCUCUUCCCGGGGCCGCACCUCUUCGCCGGCGCCGCCAUCACCGUGCUCUGGGCCGCCGCGGCGGCGCUGGUCCCGGCGAUGCAGAAGGGGAACGAGACGGCGCGGAGCCUGCACAUCGCGCUCAACGCCAUCAACGUCCUCCUCUUCAUCUGGCAGAUCCCCACCGGCCUCGAGAUCGUCGGCAAGGUCUUCGAGUUCACCACAUGGCCAUGAACAAACAACACAACACAACACAAUGCAGUGCUGCAAUUCCAUUCUCCUCUUAAUUAGGUUUUCUUUUGACUCCAUAGCCGAUCUUGCGUGUGUUCAGCUGCUUCACCUUCCACAGUGUUCAUUGGUUCGUCCCUGUUCAAAAAAUAUAGUGAAUGAAUGACAUGAAAGAAUUCAGAUGUGCAAACGGUUUGAAUUCUUAACGAUUGGUCCAAAUUUGAUCAUAGGUUCUAUUGAAUAUCGGAGUUCAGAUGUUCAGAUGACGCAUGAUCAUUGAUCAACUGAUUGUUUUCUGCAAGAUCUUCAGACUUAGAAUCGGUGCUGACAGCAGCCCAUAUAUACAGGGAGUAGUAACUUUGUACUGCAUAGGCUAUACGAGUAUCAAAUUACAAUACAUUUGAAAAUAAGACGGUAUUGAAUCAA
Molecule: messenger RNA, 1444 nt
Organism: Oryza sativa Japonica Group (Japanese rice)
Lineage: Eukaryota; Viridiplantae; Streptophyta; Magnoliopsida; Poales; Poaceae
Cellular component (GO): chloroplast thylakoid
Source: RefSeq, a predicted model, not a curated record